Didymodactylos carnosus is the source of this 297-nucleotide messenger RNA. NCBI's taxonomy places the organism in Eukaryota, Metazoa, Rotifera, Eurotatoria, Philodinida, Philodinidae. The record is from the annotation of a GenBank genome assembly.
AUGCCACCGAAAGGCAAGGGGAAAAAAGGAAAAAGUGAAAAAAAACCAAAAGAAGCUGAAGAAAUCUUACGUCCAUCAGAAAAAGAACUUAUUUUGCAGAAAGAAUUGGAUGAUAAAGUUCGUGAAUUAGCCGAGAUUAAACUGCGCGCAGAAUAUGUUACAUACAUGUCAAAGAAAACGAAUAUUCGUCAAACAAAAAUUGUCACAUUAACCGAUUAUCAUAAACAAGAAAUUGAAGAUAUCAAAACUGAGAAAGAAAAUAUGCUCAAAGAAUAUGAGCAAAAGAAAGAAGGUUAA